Folsomia candida is the source of this 2656-nucleotide messenger RNA. RefSeq names its product glycogen-binding subunit 76A. Gene Ontology annotation, biological process: regulation of glycogen biosynthetic process. Gene Ontology annotation, cellular component: protein phosphatase type 1 complex. Lineage: Eukaryota; Metazoa; Arthropoda; Collembola; Entomobryomorpha; Isotomidae. Bases 607 to 1956 code for a protein of 449 amino acids. The record is from RefSeq and is a predicted model, not a curated record. Gene Ontology annotation, molecular function: protein phosphatase 1 binding; glycogen binding. The transcript is spliced from 5 exons.
AUAAGUAGACAACCACCAUUCCUUGAGACUGGUCUCACUCGUACCACAUCCACUCGUUCACUAAAUGACUGGCGAGUGUGUGGAUUCAUGGAUUGCAUUACUUUCAACUUUUGCUUCUUCUGCCUGACUGAGAUUGACUUUAUUUUAUAAUCCUUUUUCUCGCACUGCGACAGAACACGGCUAUCACACUCUUACUCUUCCAGUUAACGCGAGUAGUAGUCGCCGAGUCACGCCAGAGAAAUCAAACACUUUUAUCCAUCUGAUAAUAAAAAUCGCCUCCACAUAUUGCCCAACAUCGCAAGACAUUGAACUUAUCUGCUGGCAGUGUCAAGUCAACUAAAUUAAAUAAAUGUCACUUUGCAAAGUUAAGUGAAGGAGAUAGUGUCAGAGAGAGUGCAGUGUCCUACCAGCUCCCCACCACCGAGAUCGGAACAGCAUAGUAUUUAACUUGACGCUAUAGUGGUCAGUCAGUGACCAACAUUAUGUCGUUAUUAAAUUACGAGGCUUGAGUGCAUGUCAUUAGUAGAAAGUGGCACUGCUAAUGCUACUACUUCGUACUGUGCUUAACAGUGUCUAUGUUUAUUUUGUGUCUGCAAUUAGUGUGUAAUGAAAUUUUAUCGGGGAGCUGCUACUUCGAUUCAACACACAUCAGCACCUUCGCUCAUCCCCAGUAGUACGGGUUCAGAUAUAGAAGUGCCCAACACUGACCGACUCACGUUCCGUGGACUGGCGAGCAAUCACCAUUACAUUUUACAAAACCGGAUUUACUCCCACGCUCCGACUUCCCCUUCAGACGGCAAGAUGAGCCCGACGACAACCCACAACUCCAACGGUACCAAUGGGCUGAAGGUGGUAGAAACGUCCUCUUCCGAUGUCGGGCUCCACUCUCCCUGCGGAGAUGGGGACUUGUGCGAGUGGGGGUGGGGGAUGAACACGCUUUCUCUCCAUGCCCCCACCACCACGGAACCACACACGAUGGAGUGGUUCAGUCCGCAGGACCAUCACAGCAGCAACGGAGUGGUCAUGACCCCCCUCACUAAAGUCAAACCUCCUCCAACAGAGCAACCACCCACACCCACGACGCUCAAGCUUAAUAAUUGUAGUAACAAAAAUGACGUCGAGGUCCUUCAUAAAUUAAACGGAGAAGACAAAUCUCACCCCUCAGAGCAAAACCAAAGCAACAAAUCCCUCCAAUUAAAUAGACCCUCGAGCUUAGAAUUUCUUAACCAGAAUGGAAACAGUAAUGAUGAUGCGAACUCUCACAAUAAUAAUUUUAAUGUCGAUCAAGACGAUGAUGCGACGACGAUAGCUGAGCCUGACACUAAUAAUAAAAGACUUCGCAGCUCAUCUCUUAAAACGAAUAAGACUCCGCCUGGGACACCGGGACACAAGAAAAUUGUGAGAUUUGCCGAUUGCUUGGGACUUGACUUGGUCGAUGUCAAAUUAUUUCUUGAUGAAAUACCGAAUGUUCCAAAGAGUGCCUUCAGUGACCUGCAAGAUGCAAUUGAUCAAAGGGAAGAAGAUUUUGUGCAGAAAAGAAAUAAGGUUAAUAAAUUGGAUAGGACUCUUUUGCCUUCCUUCCAUCAACCCGUUGAAAUGGGAGAUUUCUUUGAUCGUGUGGAUUCUCAAAAGGUGCUCCUGGAAAACUGCUACCUUACCGACAGCCACCAAAUCAAGGGAUGUGUCCGUGUCAAGAAUUUGGAUUUUAACAAAGCUGUAUUUCUUAGAUAUACCUACAACGAUUGGGACAGCUUUGAGGAAAUUCCUGCAACUUAUGUCCCCGGUUCGUGUGACGGAUUUAGUGAUCGUUUCGAAUUUAAUUUAACCGUAGACUCGAGCAGGACCAGGAUUGGGUGCAAAUUUGCGUUCGCCUGCAGAUAUGAGUGCUUGAAGAACGAAUUUUGGGACAACAAUUGUGGGCGAAACUACGUUUUUCAUUGUGUCCCUGCAAACUAAAAACGACAUCAUCAUCACUAACUGAACUAUAUUUACUUAUCUAAUUUAUUUUGAUGUCGGUAAAAUUCCAUGAUUCAACUAAAGCUGAAUUUUAGCAACCACUGUACCUCUAGCUAAAUAUGUAAUUUAUAUUCACUGUUGUAACUGAGCCAGUAAGUAAGAAGUUUACUCUAACUGAGCAACCUCAAUUCUUUUUUUUUUACUUUGGGGUUGUUACUACACACGAGAAACGAGAUCUAUAUUAUGCUACAUUUUAUUAUUAUUAAUUUACUGUAUAUAGUUUGUACACUAAAUAGGGAAAGGAAGAAAUUAAGUCAUCCGAUCGAUUUACAGAAACAAAAUGUGUUCUCUCAGAAAUUAUUACGAGUUUAAUAAGUUGUGCCAAAUAUACGACAAUCAAUUAAAACACGUCACGAAAUGUCAAUGUCAUAUACAUAUGUACGUAACGCUAGAAAAUGAACUUGAGACUUGUGCAAGGAAGACUGUGCUAUUUAGAGCGAACUAUAUCUUUAAGAAGCAACGAGUUAAAGUUAACAUUUGAUAAGUUAAGAUUAUUUCAUGAUCUGAUAUAUAAAUUAAUUAUAGUAUUUAACAUGAUGAAAUCCAACUUGGAAAAAAUAAUGAUUCAAGAAAUCAAAUAAUAUUCAAAGUAAAAGGAAAAUGCAAUUAAAGCAAAAUAAAGUAGUUGAAAGAAAAAAAA